This is a messenger RNA of Peronospora matthiolae, 702 nucleotides long. The record is from the annotation of a GenBank genome assembly. NCBI's taxonomy places the organism in Eukaryota, Oomycota, Peronosporomycetes, Peronosporales, Peronosporaceae.
AUGUACGAAGUGUAUGACAACCUGAAAUUUCUUUAUGACCGUGCCGGGAAGAAUUUCUCCGGCGGUCCUUCUGCAGCACAGGAUGUGCCCCGUCGUACUGCUCAACCAGACCCAGUACGUCGAUCAUCAGUUGGUAGCGGGGCUCCCAAGUAUCCCAGGACGGGGGGAAACCGCGCCACCGGACGAGGUAACUCGUCCGACGUCCGUUCACAUUGCAUUGGUUCAACAGCCGCUCAAUCAGAUAGCGCUGGCCACCGCGAGAGUCCUCCAAAGAAGGUGGUAAAGGAGGGAAGACGCUCUUCAAGCUAUCGUGGGGGAGCGUGUAUCUCCGAGAGCUUCUUUGAUCGCGUAACUCUUGCGUACCGCGGCGACCUCGAGCAUGGGCGGGACAUGCGUCUUCAACUGGCGGACACUGUCUUGAAGCAUCGAGCUGAGUUUGCUUUUGCUCAGCUUGAGAACGAGAGAGCUUUGACAUAUCUGCGUGACAAGCUAAGGGUAACUCGUGUGGAUAUUGACCGGUCUCGGGCUGAGAUAACUGCUCUUCAGACCCUUGUUGAUAUCCACCAUCGGGAGCACAAGGCUUUCUGCGAGAUGCUUGAACGCAAGGGCGUUCUUCAUCGGAAGAAGCAGUAUACUGAUGGUACGGCUUCAGCCGACCAACGUAAAACGUGGGAUGCGUUCGCAUCUUACGUGGCAGUUUGA